AUUUCUUCUUUCUCAUUAGGAAAAAGAGACAUUCUUUCUUUCUGCAUUUCCUUGGCCUAAUCACGUUCUUGUUUACAGAAGUAGUAGGGUAGGCAAUAAAGAACGUAAUCCAGUACAAGAAUUAGCUAAGAUUUAGCCAUGACAAUCAAGCCAGUCGUUCGGAUUGUAGAAAGGAAGCUGGUGGUGAAGGAGCGGACUAUCCUUACUAACGUGUCGGAGAAUGUGGUGGCCACCUCCAAUGCAGCGGCAGGGCAAGUGGAAGGGGUGUUUUUGGGAGCAGUGUUCGACCAAGACAGCAACCGUCACGUGGUGUCACUUGGCACUCUGCGUGAUGUGCGUUUCUUGGCUUGUUUUAGGUUUAAGCUGUGGUGGAUGGCUCAAAAAAUGGGGGAUAAGGGUCGUGAUAUUCCACUAGAAACUCAGUUCUUAUUGGUGGAAACAAAAGACAUAUCCCAUUUGGGAUCGGAUAUUGAUGGGCAGGAGGAGGAUAACAUUGUUUACACAGUGUUUUUGCCUUUAGUUGAAGGGCCCUUUAAAGCAUGUCUUCAGGGGAAUGAUGGAGAUGAGCUAGAACUUUGUUUAGAAAGUGGGGAUAGUGAUACUCUUGGAUCGACUUUCACCCAUUCGGUGUAUAUUAGCUCGGGGACUGAUCCGUUUGGUACGAUAUAUGAUGCGAUGAAGGCAGUUAAACUGCAGCUUGGGAGCUUCAGGAUGAGGAAUGAGAAGAAGUUGCCUGGGAUCGUGGAUUACUUUGGCUGGUGCACAUGGGAUGCUUUUUAUCAGGAGGUGACUCAAGAAGGGGUAGAAGCUGGCCUGGAGAGCCUUAAGGCCGGAGGCACACCUCCAAAAUUCGUCAUUAUUGACGAUGGUUGGCAGUCAGUCGCAUCUGAUGAACACCACCACAAACAACAAGAGCAACCAGAACAACAACUUGGGCAACCACGACUGUUAAGGCUGAUAGGGAUUAAAGAAAACGAAAAAUUUCAAAAGGGAGACCCAUCGGAGGGGAUCAAGAAUAUAGUCAACAUAGCUAAAGAAAAACACGGAUUGAAAUAUGUGUACGUGUGGCACGCCAUCACAGGGUAUUGGGGUGGUGUAAAGCCUGGGGUUAAGGAGAUGGAGGAGUACGAAUCAGCUAUGCAGUAUCCAAAGUUGUGCAAAGGGGUGAUGCACAAUGAGCCAGGGUGGAAAACUGAUGCAAUUGCAUUGCAGGGGUUGGGUUUGGUGAAUCCCAAGAAUGUGUACAAGUUUUACAAUGAGUUGCAUAGCUAUUUGACUUCUGCUGGUGUAGAUGGAGUGAAAGUAGAUGCUCAAUGCAUACUGGAGACACUUGGGGCAGGUCAUGGUGGCAGAGUGGAGCUGACCAAACAGUAUCAUCAGGCUCUUGAUGCAUCUAUUGCAAGGAAUUUUCCUGAUAAUGGGUGCAUUGCUUGCAUGAGCCACAACCUUGAGUCGCUUUACUGCUCAAAACAAACUGCUAUUGUGAGAGCAUCUGAUGAUUUCUUCCCACGAGAUCCGGUAUCACACACAAUCCACAUUGCUGCUGUGGCGUAUAAUAGUGUGUUUCUAGGAGAAAUCAUGCUACCUGAUUGGGACAUGUUCCAUUCUGUCCAUUCAGCGGCUGAAUACCAUGGAUCAGCCCGGGCCAUAAGUGGUGGAGCUGUCUACGUUAGUGAUGAACCAGGAAAGCACAAUUUUGAUAUCUUAAAGAAGCUUGUUCUCCCAGAUGGUUCCAUUCUACGAGCUCGGUUACCUGGUCGGCCUACUAAGGAUUGUCUGUUUUCUGAUCCUGCUCGUGAUGGUGUUAGCCUGUUGAAGAUAUGGAACAUGAACAAGCAUACUGGAGUACUUGGAGUAUACAACUGCCAGGGUGCAGCAUGGAACAGUGUUGAGAGGAAGAACACAUUCCACCAAACUGAUUCUGAAGCAAUAACCGGCUAUAUCAGGGGUCGUGAUGUUCAUCUCAUUGCAGACGUUUCCUUCGACUCCAAUUGGGAUGGGAAAGUGGCUCUCUACUCCUACAGGACUGGUGAGCUUAACACUCCAACCUAUAAUGUUGCCUUGCCGGUGUCCCUCAAGGUCCUAGAGCAUGACAUUUUCACAGUAACACCCAUUAAGACAUUGGUACCGGGGUUUAGCUUUGCCCCAUUAGGCCUCAUUGACAUGUUUAAUGCUGGUGGAGCAAUAGAAGGGCUCAAAUAUGACGUAACAGGCUUAAAGGCUCUCGUUUCCAUGGAGGUAAAGGGGUGUGGACGUUUUGGUGCUUAUUCAUCGACUAAGCCUAGAAAGUGCACAGUCGGAUCAUCUGCAGUCGAGUUUGAGUACAAUCCGACCUCUGGCUUGGUGACAUUGUACUUGCAUGAAAUGCCUCCUGAGGAUCAAAAAAUUCACAUUGUCGAGAUUGAACUAUGAAUUUAUCAUGUUAAUCCUAGACUAUGAGCAUGAACAAGAAUUAUGAGCUAUUAAGAUUCUUACAACGGUGACCUUCCCUUUGCUCUCUGUGGGUUCAUAAUCAACAAUUAUAUGUUUAAAUAACUUUUCUUUCCAUGUCUGCCGAGAACUCUUCCAACUUGCUUGUAUUGUCUAUUCAUAUUCUUACAAGAAAGUUUAUACAGAUGAAUUAUGUUGAUCCCAUGUGGAAUGUA
Messenger RNA from Sesamum indicum (sesame), 2645 nucleotides. RefSeq names its product putative galactinol--sucrose galactosyltransferase 6. The record is from RefSeq and is a predicted model, not a curated record. Lineage: Eukaryota; Viridiplantae; Streptophyta; Magnoliopsida; Lamiales; Pedaliaceae.